Messenger RNA from Kluyveromyces lactis, 573 nucleotides. RefSeq names its product Snd3p (gene SND3). The transcript has a single exon. The coding region runs from base 1 to 573 and encodes 190 amino acids. Gene Ontology annotation, cellular component: endoplasmic reticulum; mitochondrion. The record is from RefSeq and is a predicted model, not a curated record. NCBI's taxonomy places the organism in Eukaryota, Fungi, Ascomycota, Saccharomycetes, Saccharomycetales, Saccharomycetaceae. Gene Ontology annotation, biological process: protein targeting to ER.
AUGAAUGCUCAAAUCAGUAACCUAGUCAUCAUGUUGAUCAUGAUGCAAGUAUCUCGUCGUUUGGAUAUGGAGGAUCCUUCGAUCGUGUUGUACAUCCGUAUCGCUUAUGUCGCUUCUGUUGCCAUCACUUGGUCCAUCUACCAAUACGCUAGAGCUCAAAUCGUUAAGAAGAACGAUUUGGCCACUUUGAAAUACGUGGCUCCAGCUAACCCAUUGGGUGGUCAAACCGAGAAAAAAUUGGAAGUCACUACCGUUCGUGAUUACGAUUUACAACAGAUUGAUUCUGCCAUUAAAUCCAUCUACACUGGUUUGGCUAUGAUGGGUUUCAUGCAUUUGUACAUGAAAUACACCAACCCAUUGUUCAUGCAAACCAUCUCACCAAUCAAGUCCGCUUUGGAACAUAACGAAGUUCAAAUUCAUUUGUUCGGAAAACCAGCUUCUGGUGAUUUGAAGAGACCUUUCAAGACUCCAUCUUUGUUCGGUGGUGCCGGUGGUGCCAGUGAACCAAAGACUGACAAGAAAUCUAUCGAAACUGCUGAAAAGGCUGGUAACGGUGGUGUCAAAGCUGAAUAA